Messenger RNA from Ziziphus jujuba (common jujube), 2115 nucleotides. Its product is annotated as serine/threonine-protein kinase SRK2I. The transcript has 9 exons. Gene Ontology annotation, biological process: intracellular signal transduction; protein phosphorylation. Gene Ontology annotation, molecular function: protein serine/threonine kinase activity; ATP binding. Gene Ontology annotation, cellular component: nucleus. Lineage: Eukaryota; Viridiplantae; Streptophyta; Magnoliopsida; Rosales; Rhamnaceae. Bases 564 to 1649 code for a protein of 361 amino acids. The record is from RefSeq and is a predicted model, not a curated record.
UGGGGAGAGAAGGGUGUUGCAGGUUGCAAAACAAUCAAUCCUCUCAAAUACGCCGUCGUAUUACAGUGCUAAAUCCUGAUGAAAACGACAGCGCUUCUGUCUCAUUCGCUUUCUGCCUAGUAAAUAAUCCCCUCUCUCUCUUUCUCUCUCGCUCAAAGCUCAUCAUCCUCAUUUUUCCCAUUCUCUUUAAAAAAUAAAAAAUAAAAGAUAAAUAAAAAUAAUAGCCCUUGCCCUUAAUUUGAUCCUGAAAUAUUUAAACCUGGUUUGUCUCCGAGUCAUACAAAAACCUCUUUCAGGAAUUGUAUUUUUAGGUAGCGAGUCGAAAACCACUUCUGGAGGGGGUUGCUGAGGGUUCUGACCGAGUCCACGCCUUGUCAGCAGCCCGAGUCCGCGGAGUGACGACGGAUCUACGGAACUGAGUCAUCGAUCUGUAUUGGUUGCCGAUUAGAAUCUGAAAAAAAAAAACUUUUUGUUUAUUUGUUUUUUUUUUUAUUUCUUUUCCCUGGUGGAGUCCGUCUAAUGUGAACCGAGUUUGGUUAGGACAAAAUCGGAAUUCGAUUAGGAUGGAUCGAUCAGCGAUAACGGUCGGGCCGGCCGUGGAUAUGCCGAUUUUGCACGACAGUGACCGGUACGAUUUCGUCCGAGAUAUCGGGUCGGGUAAUUUCGGAGUGGCGAGGCUGAUGAGGGAUAAGCAUACCAAGGAACUUGUUGCUGUCAAGUACAUCGAGCGUGGAGAUAAGAUUGAUGAAAAUGUUCAAAGAGAAAUCAUUAAUCAUAGGUCCUUGAGGCAUCCCAACAUUGUUCGGUUUAAAGAGGUUAUUUUGACACCUACCCAUUUGGCUAUUGUAAUGGAAUAUGCUUCUGGAGGAGAACUUUUUGAGCGGAUAUGCAAUGCAGGGCGCUUCAGUGAGAAUGAGGCUCGCUUCUUUUUUCAACAGCUUAUAUCUGGAGUUAGCUACUGCCAUGCAAUGCAAGUAUGCCACCGGGACUUGAAGUUGGAAAAUACUUUGUUGGAUGGAAGUCCAGCUCCUCGGUUGAAGAUAUGUGACUUUGGGUACUCAAAGUCCUCAGUUCUUCAUUCUCAACCGAAAUCAACAGUAGGAACACCUGCAUACAUUGCUCCAGAAGUAUUAAUGAGGCAAGAGUACGAUGGCAAGAUUGCAGAUGUAUGGUCGUGUGGGGUAACCUUGUAUGUGAUGCUGGUGGGAGCAUAUCCUUUUGAGGAUCCUGAUGAACCAAAGGAUUUCAGGAAGACCAUACAAAGAAUUCUCAGUGUCCAGUAUUCAAUCCCAGACUCUAUUCAGAUAUCUCAAGAAUGUCAUAAUCUGAUAUCAAGAAUUUUUGUUGCAGAUCCUGCUGCGAGAAUAACCAUUCCUGAGAUAAGGAACCAUCAGUGGUUUCUGAUGAAUCUGCCUGCUGAUUUAAUGGAUGAGAGUACGAUGGGCAACCACUUCGAAGAGUCUGAUCAACCAAUGCAGAGCAUUGAUACAAUCAUGCAGAUAAUUGCUGAGGCCACAAUACCAGCAGUGUCCCAUGGCCUUAACCAGUUCAUGACAGACAACCUGGACAUGGAUGAUGACAUGGACGACUUAGAUUCUGAUUCGGAGCUAGAUGUUGACAGCAGUGGGGAGAUAGUCUAUGCCAUAUGAUGCAAAUUGUGGCUGGUAGUUUGAAAGGACAGCUUCCAGGACGAGAAUGUUUCUCCUUAUGGUUGUGUGAAGAACUAGCAAAAAGAGAAUGUAUGAUAGUGCCCAAUAGGUUAGCAUAGGUAAUACACAAGGAAUGGAAUUGUGCUACCAACAUAUGGUCCUUGAAGUUCAAUGUUCAUAGCAUGCUGUUUUAAUAUGUGAAGAGGAAUUUGGUUUUUAACGUUUUAUCAUGGGUAGUCGGUGGAGGGAAUACUAGAAGUCACUGACAGUCCAACCACCACUUCGUCCCUUUCUGUUGAACUUCUGUUUAUUGGUCACUUCUGCAUUGGAUCUGCAACCUUUUUGUUUUUUGUGUUAUUAUUAUUAUAUUGUUUUUUCUCUUAUUACACCAAAAAGUUGUGUUUGUAUACUUUGUACAACAGUUCCGAAACAUAGUUUUUAUAUGAAUUCGGUAGUUUAGUGUUUA